Mycotypha africana is the source of this 1101-nucleotide messenger RNA. RefSeq names its product Bin/amphiphysin/Rvs domain for vesicular trafficking-domain-containing protein. The record is from RefSeq and is a predicted model, not a curated record. NCBI's taxonomy places the organism in Eukaryota, Fungi, Mucoromycota, Mucoromycetes, Mucorales, Mycotyphaceae. Gene Ontology annotation, cellular component: cytoplasm. Gene Ontology annotation, molecular function: protein binding. Bases 1 to 1101 code for a protein of 366 amino acids. The transcript is spliced from 5 exons.
AUGGCUACCGCGAGUACUCUAAAUGAAGAAUCAAACAUAAUUGAUAAGCCUAACGUUGAUGAUGGUCCAUUGAAAGAACAAGAAGAUACUAUUCAAGUUGCUGUAGAGCCUACAAGUAAUGGUACUACUGGUGUCCCAAAUCUAACAGAGGCCAACAACAAACGACCCAAACCUUCUGCUCUCUUAGAGUCUACGUUGGACAGCUUGGCUAUGUUUCCGACAAAGAUUAGUCCAUUCACGCAAAGAUUAAACAAAGGAUUUGUUCAAGUGAGACAGAUGGCCCAAGAAAGAUUAGGUACAGCAGGUGAUAUAACUGAGCUCCCUGAAGAAUAUAAGGAUUUAGAAAAGAGAGUUGACGCGCUCAAUCAUGUAUAUCAGAAUAUUCUCAAGGUUUCAAAAACAUACAGUGCACCUUAUUAUGAUUAUCCUGUUCAACUUCAAGAGUCGCUUCGUGGUUUGACGAAUACUGUAACUAAUCAAAUUCAACAAUUCAGAAUUAAGCAGCCUUCUGCUCCAACAAGCGCUGCUUCUGCUGUUUUAACACCAGUCGUAGAAGAGCAUCCAAAAACACUUUCUCAUGCUAUCGGACGCGUUGCUUUACAGUCAGCCAUUGAAAUUGGUGUCGAUGAUUGUGUAGGGGCCGCUUUAGAGAAAUUAGGCGCCGCUUCUGAAAAAUUAGGUGAUGCUCGUGUCCAUAUGGAUCAAGAAGUUGCGAACCGAUUAAAUACACCACUUCAGGGUAAAUUAAAGAGCUCUAUUGAUGGUGCAAAUAAAGCAAGACGCCAAGUGCAAUCGAAGCGGUUGGCCUUAGAUGCGGCUAAAGCCAACUACAGAGAUGCUCCUCAAAAUAAACUGGAUCUGGCAAGAUUAGAUGUUGAGCAAGCUGAAGAUCAAUUUGUGGGCGCUGUUGAGGAAGCCACACAAUUGAUGAAGGCUGCAUUAGAAGACUCGGAAUUUUUAAGUGAUUUGACAGAAUUUGCUCGUGCUCAAUUAAAUUAUUUCAAGCAUGCUCAAGAUUUGUUCUCUUCCUUAGUGCCAGAAUUAGAAGGAAUUAAACUAACUCAAGAAUCAAUGUAUCGUAAUAUCGAAGAUGAAGAGUAG